AUGUCGGUGAUUGAACACCAAUUGUAUUAUCCGGGAACUUUUGUAGGAUUCCGUCUCGAGCUUCGUACCGCAGCUAGCGAUUUACCGGAUGAUUUCCGCCCUCGAACUUCGUUGGUCCGCGUAGCUCUUCAUGCCUUGGUGAAUCGAUUCUGCGGGGCGCAGACGGUGGCCAAGAUCUUGGGGAUUCCACGGGGAUGCGGAGGCGAAGCUAGGCAGUAG
Messenger RNA from Penicillium expansum, 219 nucleotides. RefSeq lists its product as uncharacterized. The record is from RefSeq and is a predicted model, not a curated record. NCBI's taxonomy places the organism in Eukaryota, Fungi, Ascomycota, Eurotiomycetes, Eurotiales, Aspergillaceae. The transcript has 2 exons. Bases 1 to 219 code for a protein of 72 amino acids.